CAAAAACUAAGAGAAGAGAGAAAUAAAGAAUACAGCCUAUUCCUCCAAGAACAAGCUCAAAUCAGAAAGUUAAAGAGGACAACAGCUCCUGUCACUGCAGAAUCUGGACAGGUUCAAGUUUCAGAUGCUGUGAACGUUUCUCUUCAAGACUCUCCCCUGUCUUUCCUCAAUACCAAUGCAAAAAUACCCCCUCCUCGAAAUGAGCACCCUGCAUCCCGGAGAGACGCAGCCACUCUGACUGAGGUGGUGGAUAAUGGAAAAAGCACAGAGACUUGGGGUCCAGGUUAUCAGCGGCGAAGGCGCUGGCAACUCUACAGACAAAAAGAGCCCUAUAGCUCUGAGGAGGAGCUUAACACAGAUGAAGAGCGGGAGUCUGAUUUUAGAGGCAGGAGGAGGCAAGACAGACGCACUCAAGAGUACAAAGAGGAGAGAAGAACCCGAGAGCACAGAGUGAACAGAGCUUGCGAGGACAUAAAGGAGGCCCCUGUUGUUCGUGAUCAGAACAGUAAUGAUAGGAUUUGGAAGUCAGAGCUGCAAAUGCCAGACAACAUGAGGACAGCUGCAAGGUCUACACCUGGUAUCGGCAAGGAGAAGCGUGACUUUGCUACGGGACUCAUGAUUGGGGCAACAGAGGAUCAGAUGGUUGCUCAGAUGAAGAAAGAACAAUAUGGGCAGGAGCUGCUGAGACAGAUUGCUGAAAAGCAGAGAAACAAGAUAAAGGAGAGAACACUUGAGCUGACAGUUGCUGCCACUGGAGCCACAGACCCUGAGAAAGAGCCUGACCGAAUAAAGCAGUUUGGGGCUGUAAAUCGGCAGCAUGACAACUUGAGACGGGAUGUUCCUCACAAACCUGGAAUAGACCUGGAGGCUGAAGGGAAGGAUACAAAUCCCAGGCCUAAAGACUAUAAACCCACUGACAACACAGAACAGGCGGUUCCCAGAGGAAAGUCAGAGGUGACGGUGCCUCGGUCUGAGAUGGGAGUAACACAAGGCAUCCCCUCCUUGGAUUAUUUUAGUGAGGACUACCACAGGAACUUCACAAACAUGCUUGGAGAGGUGACCAUCCCAAGGGUUUCUGAAGUUGCUCCUCCUCUACCUCCCAUUGUACCUAAUACUUACAAGACUCCAUAUGAUGCAGCUUAUUACUACUAUGGAACCAGGAAUCCAUUAGAUCCUUAUCUCCCUUACAAUCAGAAUGGCCUGCCCAGAGAGGUUGAGAAUUUCGAGAUUCCUUUUCAAAAGCCACAUCCUCCCAGAUCCAGUGGCAUCAUUAAAGCAACUCGUCGGUAUACAGCACCUCCCUCGGCUUUCGAAGAGCUUCAUGAAGACAAGUCCAAGCAGAAGAGGGAGAGGGUACUGAGCUACCAAGAAGCACUCAGACAGCAGAUUAAAGAAAACGAGGAGCGUAAAAGAAGAGAGAAAGAAGAGCAGAUGCGAUAUGAUGCGAGGAUAGAGGCUGAGAUGAUGGCAUACGAUCCCUGGGGCAGAAGUGGUGGAGGCGCUCCGAUUAAAGACCAAAAAGGCAACCUUGUUAGUGACCUGAAUCAAAUGCACAGGAGCAAUGAGAAGUCAAACAGGAAUCCCACUGAAGCCAGGACUCCCUUUUCCCAUCAACCAUCAGGUUCCACUGAUCACACACCUCCACAGCAGUUUUACAUGCAGGACAAAUACCAAGAAGCCCUGAAACAACAGAUAGAGGAUAAAAAGAGAAAGCAGGCAGAGGAGAGAGAAUGCAUGAGGAUUGAGGAGGAGAAAGAGGAGCAGAGGCUGGCGAAGCAGAGGGCUAACAUACAGCAGGAAUAUGAGGCCGAGCAAAAGAAACAAAAGAAGAUUGAGCACAGGCUGGAAAACCAAAGCGGGAGCCAUAAACCUCAUACACAUCGCCAGGAGGAGGAAAAGAGGGUGAGGCAAGACAAAGAGACUGACAAGGUGCUGCAGAGUGCCAAGACAGGAGAGGAGAAUAUUUCACAGUUGAAUUAUGAGAGAGAGCUGUCUCCUCCCAUCCCAACCUUGUGGAAGAAGCAAACAAAUCGUGUGGCAUCGAGGCCUUCCUCUGUUGUGAGCCAACUCUCACCCAGGACUGAGCGCUCUGUGUCAGCGCCACACCCCCGACCAGCCCCUGCGAGAAUACCCCAGCUAGACGAUGAGCAACAGGAAGUGAUCAGACAGCUGUCACUCCUCCGGAGGCAUCUGAGAAAUGAGCAGAGACAAUUGGAGGGCCAGAUUGGUCCGCCAGAGACCCAGUACACUCCCCCCAGCAGAAGACGACCCAGAGAGGCUGCUGCUGCUGAACGUGUUAAUAUGCAAAACAUCAGGGAGUUCAACCAGCUUAAAUACAGAGAUACAGCAUCUCGCAAAGAGGUCCGAGCCGUGUACCCUGACCCUCCCACUGACGCACAAAGUCUGGACAUCCAACAGCAGGCACUUCUACGUGAACAAGAGCGCAAAAUCAGGAUUAUGAAUAGACAGAAAGAGCACGACUUUUUGGACCAUCAGCAAGACCAUUACUAUCCUGGGAGGAAACCUGGAUCCUUCAUCCACAGAGACUCCCUUUUGCCAUCUCAGUCUGCUUUUAUGGAUGUUUAUAGCGGGGAUGCAUUUGACCAGGAGGUAGGUGACUCCAUGGAUCAGAGGGAUCGUGACAAUCAGUCAGACAACCAAUCUCUGCAGUCAGCCACGAGUCUGAACCUCAGAUCUAAAGUCAGGGACCAAAACCACAACCACAUCCUCAGAGAACACACUUGCGCUGGAGAUCAUAACAACAGAAGAACAGAGAGGCUGUCUCCUGAUGAAGUGGACGUCUUGUCCCUGCGCUCUGCCUUGGGGGGGCGUGUCUCCGUGGAGACAGUUGCCACAGAUCCUUGGCUGCGACCCGGAACGUCAGAUGCUGUAAAACACUCAGGCUGCAGAGAGAGACCGAGCAGCAGGAUGGAUGCUCCACCCUGGCUGACGCACCGCGUAACGUAGCUACUCUCCAAGGAUGGGAGAUUCUGAAUCCCCCGUUCCCAAAAGAAACAGGUGGUGGUUCUGCUUAAAACAAACAUGCUUGCUGUGUGUGAAUACUUUGUUUUUUUCUUUGUUGUUGCAGGGGCUUAUUGACAGAGACAAGAGUCUUUCAGAAAAUAUAUUGUUAGAUUCGAGAAAAAUCAAACAACACUUGCUUCUGUCGAUUUUUACAAAAUACAGAAUUUACAGACUAAAUUUUUGUAAAGUGUUUAACUGUGAAUGUACCAUAAACGUAUGUACAUGCCAAUGUAGUUACCUGAGUUAUAGGGAGUUAUUCUUUAAAUAAUAAAAGUAUCACAAUGUCGUCCGGCUGCUCAUUAUUGUAAAAAUGAAAAAGCUAUCAGUUACUGUAAGUCAGUGAUUCAGCAUUUCAAAUCAACCAAGUUCAAAAACUUUAUUGACCUAGAACCUGAUUAGAAUGCCAGAUGAUGUAUUGUACAGAAAGUUGUACAUAAUCUUUUGCAACAUAGAAAACUUUACAUUGCUGUAUCAUAUACAUUUUGUUUUCUACAUCCAUGAGCAGGAAUGCAUCCCAUUCAUACUUAAAGCACAGCUAACAUUUGUCAUUUUCUCUAUACAUAUAACUUUCCCCCAAAUCAAAGAAAAAAAA
Messenger RNA from Stegastes partitus (bicolor damselfish), 3616 nucleotides. RefSeq names its product centrosome and spindle pole-associated protein 1. The annotation marks the transcript as partial. Gene Ontology annotation, cellular component: spindle pole; microtubule; centrosome. The record is from RefSeq and is a predicted model, not a curated record. NCBI's taxonomy places the organism in Eukaryota, Metazoa, Chordata, Actinopteri, Pomacentridae. The transcript has 25 exons. Gene Ontology annotation, biological process: positive regulation of cytokinesis.